Molecule: messenger RNA, 1041 nt
Organism: Volvox carteri f. nagariensis
Lineage: Eukaryota; Viridiplantae; Chlorophyta; Chlorophyceae; Chlamydomonadales; Volvocaceae
Exons: 4
Coding region: 1-1041 (346 amino acids)
Molecular function (GO): protein binding
Source: RefSeq, a predicted model, not a curated record
AUGCAGGAUGUCGCCAAUCUGUUCAGGAGCUGUCUGCCAUCCUUGGAAACUUCAAAGGUUCGGGUGAAGGUUGCACUUAAGUCGUUCGUCGAUGCGAAUGACAAUCCUAGUACAAGCUCAAAUUACACGAGCAGCGAAGAAGAUCCUGUAGAGGUCUAUUUGGAUAUGCUGCAGCAUGGCGUUGUCCGAAGAGACGCAACGUGGAUGCUUCUCCUCUUUCGAGCCUUGAAAAUUCUUUCACGUAAAAAGGAAAAUCGGAUAAGGUUUGGCCCAGCUGGCCUUCGAGGUGUUGUAAGCGCCCUGGUUAACCCACACAACAAUCGGGUCGCUGCCGAAGGCUCAAACGUCCUGCUGAAUGUGUGCUACGAAAUUGACAAUGUCGAGGCCCUACUGGAGACCCCUGGGGUGCAGCAGUUGUUGCUUUUCCUUAUGGAGGACGAUGAGGAGCUGCAGGCUAACGCGGCGGGCGCCAUCCAGAGCAUUUGCUUCCAGGAGGAUGGCCGCAGACAUGUGCAUCAGAAGGGCGGCAUCGCGGUGUUGGCAGGGCUCCUCACGUCACCAAACGCUAAGGUCGUGACACGUGCGGUGGGCGCCAUGCACAACCUAUCUUCCUACGCAGAAGCCAUUCGUGACAUACGCGCUAGUGGCAGCAUACCAACGCUCGUGGCAUUGCUUCACAACGGCAUGCUACCAAUUUCCGGUUCGGCCGCCGGGGCGUUGCAAAACGUGUCGCGGGAAGUUGCAAGCCGGCUCAUCAUCAGGGAGUUGGAUGCCGUGCCGCCCCUGGCUCGUCUGCUCUCUGCUCCCGACGUUCAGGCGCAGGUCUGUGCCUCGGGCGCCCUCCUCAAUAUCGUUGGGCCGGACCUGGACCAGCGCGAGCGCGAGCAGCGGCAGUUGCUGUUCAGUAGCAGCCGGCGCCGGCCGGGGCAGCGGCGAGCACUGGGCCGGUUGAUGGCAUUAUGUAUGGCCGCCGGGGCGAUAUACGAUUGCUUGUUCGAGGAACCGCCGCCUCUAGCGCCGCAGGCGGAGGCGGGCUCAUAG